Oncorhynchus gorbuscha (pink salmon) is the source of this 5040-nucleotide messenger RNA. RefSeq names its product vestigial-like family member 2a (gene vgll2a). Bases 239 to 1111 code for a protein of 290 amino acids. Gene Ontology annotation, biological process: regulation of transcription by RNA polymerase II. NCBI's taxonomy places the organism in Eukaryota, Metazoa, Chordata, Actinopteri, Salmoniformes, Salmonidae. The transcript has 4 exons. Gene Ontology annotation, cellular component: nucleus. The record is from RefSeq and is a predicted model, not a curated record.
GGCUCGUCCAGAGACACGUCAAAACGGCUGGCUGUGUAAUGACUUUACUUUUGCCGCCACGCGUUCCUGUCGCACUGACGGCGCGUAAAGACCGAAGGCAGGACGCGCAGCGCAAUUGGGAUAGAAACGCCGCUCUCCAACGUUCCAAGUUACUUUAACCUCUCCCCGUCUACAAUCUCCAAUGAAGAUUUUGCUUAUUCCGUCAAAAUACUAUCCGUGAGAAUUCGCUUUUUUAGCCAUGAGCUGCUUGGAUGUUAUGUAUCAAGUGUAUGGUCCACCACCUCAGCCUUAUUUUGCCGCAGCGUAUAGCCCAUAUCAUCACCAGAAAUUGGCAUUUUAUUCCAAAAUGCAAGAAGCGCAAGAGAGCAUCAGCGGGGGCAGCUCGUUCUCAAAUCUCCCUGGGCCGACGAUUAAGGAGGAAGACUGCGCGCGAGAGAAGGAUCACCCUCCGGAGGCCGAGUACCUGAACUCGCGAUGCGUGCUUUUCACCUACUUCCACGGGGACAUCAGCUCGGUGGUGGACGAGCACUUCAGCCGGGCCCUCAGCCAGCCAACCAGCUACGUCCACGGGUCGGCGAGCAACAAGUCUGCACGAGAUGGAUUAUUCCCGAUGAGCCAGAGGAGUUUCCCCCCAUCCUUCUGGAACAGUGCGUACCAGCCCUCGUCCCUGAGCAGUGCCUUAGGAUCCUCCUACUCAGACAUACCCUUCCCUGGGGACCCCUACUCCUCUGCCUCUCUACACAGCCACCUCCACCAGGCCACCCCAGAGCCCUGGCACCACUCACACCACCACCACCAUUCUUACUCACUCGGUGGGGCCAUCGGCACCCAGGGCUCCCCCUACCCUCGACCCAGCAUGCACGAAGUCUACGGCACGCACUUUGACCCCCGCUACAGUUCUCUGCUGGUGCCCUCUGUCCGGCCGCACCGACUCCCUCCAUCCACUGUCCCCGGACCCAGUGCCUCACCGUGUGACAUUGGGAAGAGCGAGUCAGUCAGCUCGGCCUGGACUGGGGCGUUCACAGGGGCAGACAUCAGCCAGAGCAUCGGCCUCAAUGUGGAUGCAGGUCUGCAGGUCCAGGAUAAGAGCAAGGACUUGUACUGGUUUUAAAGCUCUGCUGCCCUCCCAGGCCCGAGCUGGCCUCUGUGUUUCUCUGCACUGUAUGAUAUUGACAGACAUUUUCUGUAACAGAUUCUAAUCUCACUUGCAGCUCGACGCUACACCUUCAGUGGCGGAAACAUCCUCAGCUGAAAUGACUCGGAUACUCUCUGCUGGAAAUGCAGUGGACAAGGGGGAGAAUCUAAAACUCUCUCCUACUAAAGAGAAAGGAGGGGAGAAACCAUGCAGGACUUGCUGGACAGCUUGCCAGAAAUGCUCUGUGGUGUGACUGACAAAAUGUUAUCUGGCCAAGACUGAACACUUUCCUCCAAAGAGGACACUUGUUGAAAAAGAAAAAAAGAGUGAAACUGGAAAGUAAAAAAUUUGAUUUGACGAGAGCAUACUCAGACUGGAAAACACUAUUUGCUAUUGUGUUUUUUUAUAUAUAUAUAUAUAUGAAAGGAGAGGAGCAAGAGAAAGGAGCAUUCUCUAACAUGACUGAAGUGAGCAGCGGCUAUUUGAAGCCAUUUGACUCUGUCUUGCUCCCCAGCAGCUGUCAACGACAACUGUUUCAGUACUCAACGGACACACACAAUUGUAGUGUCACUGCACAGUUUUUGACCAGGGGCUCUGGUCUUCAUAAAUUGAGCAUUUUGUCAAAUCUGGACCUUGACCCACAGGGAACAACUGGUUUGACUGGUGAUUUUUGAGGUGCGGGGUGGACAGGAGGUAGCAGAAGUGGAUACGCACAACUGUGCUAUGUAUGUCUGUGUGCCAUAUCUGGGCAGUGCUACAGUAUAUGUGAUCUUUAUGUACUUAUUCCCCAUUGUUUUUCAGUCAUCCCAGGUAUAAGUCAACAUCAGUCAUUAUCCAUGGUAUAUUGUGAACAUAUUAAUAUAUUGACCUUUUAAAGUAUUUUUUCUUGAUCCAGUUGUAAUGUAAUGUCAAUGUGUUGUAUGCCUCAGCCUGUAAUUAUAAAGCAAUGGGACAAUGUGAUUAAAACUCAACUUUAGAGAUAAAAUGCGUAGUCUAUAGAAUACACAAUUUCAUAGACAGUUAAUUUGAAAACUAUCCUGUUUGAUGAUGUGAGUUCUGGUUAGUUUCGUCAAUGAUAUAAUGUGUACAAAAUAGAUAUCGUUCAGCCAUCUGCAAGCACAACUUAAAGGAAAAUGCCACCCCCAAACUUUUGGUAUUUGUUUCAUUAGUCCAUUGUUGACAAAUGUUUUACUUGUCAGCAAUCAAGUUCUCAAGAUAUUUAGCCUUCAAAAUACAGAAAUUAUCCCCUAUGAUGUAACUUGCAUCAUGUGAUGCUGUGUUUUGCAUCAUAUGACAACAAUGGACUAAUGAAACAAAUACCAAAAGAUAGUUUUGGGGUGGACUUUUCCUUUAGGUGUUCAAUUUUGACCUUCCACUACCUAAUGCAAUGUCAGUGUACUGGGGUUUGCAUUAACCUGAAAUCAUUCUCUUGUAGAUGCUGAUGCUUCAACUUGUCAAUGUAAAGACAUAUUUCUAAAGAGCAUUCAAUACCGAACACCAGCAGAAAGUCUUAAGAAGUAUUUGUACAGAAUAGUAUUUGACCUUGUCUGGAAGAAUACUAUUCAAGAACAUUCAACUAAGCUGUUCUUGAGAAGAGCUACUUUAUUAAGGAAAAAUGGACUGUGAUUGUGAUAUGUGGUUGUCCCACCUAGCUAUCUUAAGAUGAAUGCUCCAACUGUGCGUCACUAAAUAAGAGUGUCCGCUAAAUGACUCAAAUGUUCAAAUGUAAGAGGCCAGGGGAUAUUUCUUUCACUAUAUUCAAUACCGUCUCUAUUUUCUCCAAGGACAUACUUUUCUCCUCGAAGACAUUCAAAAGGCUACAUACAAACAGGCCACAAUUAACACAGAACUUAAUGAUCGGAGGGAGAAAAAGCAAUGGAACGGUCAUAAGAAUCAGGGGGCUGAAAAGGACAUCGGGGAAAGAAAAGACCAUUUCAACAAAUUCAAACAAAAAUAAUGUGAGGCUGCCGUCAUGUGUUCCCUUUCUUGGUUGUGUUUCAGUUUAGCACAGGACAGCUGUAGAUUAAUAUCAGCUUCUGGCAAAAGUGAUGAAUGACAAGAGAGAGGUGGAGGGUCUCUCACUCCCUGGAGAACCCCCAACAAAGGAAUAUUCUCAGAGACAUUUUUGUUUUUAGCAGUUAAUGGGGAUGACGUGCAAUUGGCAGGUAAAAUAGGCUACAUGGAGUGUUUGGGUGAAUUAAUUACUGCAUCUAGGCUAAGUGGAAAAUUAUUCAGCGACAUCGUGGGUAAAAACAAUUGCUUGUUUAAAUGGGAUAUAUAGCCUAUGAAAAAAAGGGCAUAGCAUAAUAGAUUGUUGUGUAGGCAAUAACAGACCAAUGUUUUGUUUGAGUGUGCCACCCAGAACUGUUCAUAUGGAAAACGUGAGUCUUGUUCCCAUGCCGUCGGCACCACGUAUCUGACUCGGACCUGUUGCAAAGCGUGUGAGCAGGCUGGUCCUCGGAACAUGCGACGGGACACUCGAUAGCCUUUCGUGUCCCUAUUAGGUAUAUUUGUGAGGUUAACGCAUAAACUGAAGGCAAGAACUCAGAAAUUGUUGGUUGCUAUAGAGAUCGAGCGGAGCUGUCAUUAACAUUCUCCUAAAAACACCAUUUAUGGAGUGUGUAAUCUGGCUCCAGUUGUCACUGUGCGUGACCUUCAGCCUCUGACGGACAAUGAGCUACCACGGAGUUACCGCAAGUCAGCACAAAGACAACAGGAGCACUGCCUCCGCUAUUCCAGCACCAUCUCAACUCAAGCAUUUAAACAUCAAAUCAGCAAAGCUGUAUAUGCUUAGUUUAUUACACUGAAAACAAAGAUACCAAAAACAAUUUCAUCCAAUCAAUUUUGCUAAAUAUGAUGUCCAUGGUACUUAUUUCUGUCUGUGUAUGUCUGUGUGCGUGCCCAAGUUUAAAAAAAGAAAAGUUGACUCAUACUACUUGUAGACUGGUUGAAUGCCAAUCCCAUCAUCCUCUCUUUCAAGUGGGAAAAACGGUCUAUGGCUCUGUCAUACAGUAUGCUUGUAGAUUUCAUAGGCUACCUAGCUAAAAUGUUUGCUAGCCUAACUACCCUCGCAUAGUCAAAAAUGAACCAGCUAAGUUAGCUAGCUAGUUAAUGUGAGCCUACUUGACUACAUAAUGAACUUCAAUCGUCUCAGGCCAGUGACAAAAUAUAUUAAUUUAUGGUUAGAUCAGAAUUGCCAUCAUAAUCAUUGGCCUGUACAGAGAAUUUAGUCAAAACCACCAGUCCAAAUCCCCAUCUCCACCCAUGGCUUAGGAAAAGCAACAAUUUAGCAAGCUAGCUACUGCAGGACAUCAACACAAGCAGACCAGAAACAGACACGUUUUUCUGACAAUGAAGAUGUUUAGCUUAGGAUGUGAUUUGAUUGGUGUGAAGUCAAAUCCGAACUGGCCUCCCUUGGGAGGCAUUGGAGGUGCCGGUACUCAACUCCGGUGAGCUCCUGCCCAAGUCAAGCACUGUCUAUCACAGAGCCUCAGCUUCACCAUCACACGCACUGCCAUGCUCGCAUUGCCACAGUCAGUUCUCUCUUUGCAGCGCCAGCGUUCCAGAUUAAUGUUAAUCAAGUCACGUUCAGCCUUGGGUAGAGUUUAUGGCUCGGUCUCUCCCCAAACUCAAGACAGGAUCACUUACAUGUACCACCUGAGAUACUGGUAAUGUGCUACGUUAUAGCAUGUCAUCUCUUCAGCCUCUGUUUCUUUCUUUGUCUUUCUUCAUGGUUCAGGAAUCCAUCAAAUAAAGGUGAAAUAAAUAAAAAAUUGAUGGACGAGCUGCUGUCAACGGUUCAAAUGAAUUCAUGGAGGGUGUUUAUGAAAGAAAGGAAAAAUCAAUCAUGGACCUCUGUAAAUGCACUGAUGGUCAACCAUAUGAAUUAGUGGGCCGUUGAAAAG